Molecule: messenger RNA, 1233 nt
Organism: Mesorhabditis belari
Lineage: Eukaryota; Metazoa; Nematoda; Chromadorea; Rhabditida; Rhabditidae
Source: the annotation of a GenBank genome assembly
AUGAUUCUAAAAAGGCUUUACCAAUCUAUUGUAAUCUGGGAUACAGAGUUGGAUACGGCUCGACUACGUCCUAGCUCGGCUACGGUGCUCGAACACGUUCGUCUCCCACUCUGCAAUCCGAAAUUCCUUGUCUCAAUCGUUUCUGAAGAUGCUCUAGUGAAAACCGAUCCAGGAGCAAGAGAUUUAGUUGAUGAGGCUAAGAAUUAUCUCCUCUUACCACUAGAACGAGUGAACAUGCAAGGGCCAAGGACAAGACCAAGAAAACCAGUGAAUCAAGGAGAAGUGCUGUAUGCGGUUGGUGGUUGGUGCAGUGGGGACGCGAUUGCAUCGGUUGAACGAAUGGAUCCAAGUCGAGCAACACCAAUAUGGGAGAAAGUGCUUCAUAUGAAGAAGAGACGUUGUGGCGUUGGCGUGGCUGUGAUGGAUGGUUUACUCUAUGCGGUUGGAGGACACGAUGGGAAUUCUUAUCUAAACAGUGUCGAGAGAUACGAUCCAGCAACAAAUCAAUGGGACUCUAAUAUAGCUCCAACAACCACCUCUCGUACAUCAGUUGGCGUAGCUGUCCUUGAUGGUAAACUCUAUGCAGUUGGUGGUCAAGAUGGGGUGAGCUGUCUGGAUUUAGUGGAGAGAUACGAUUCAAAGUUGAAUGAAUGGUGUCGAGUGGCACCGAUGAGUACACGUCGUUUGGGUGUAUCUGUAUCAGUGCUAAAAGGAUGUUUGUAUGCUGUUGGAGGAUCCGAUGGACAAGAUCCAUUGAACACUGUUGAGAGAUACGAUCCACGCCUUAACAAAUGGACAUUCAUGAAACCAAUGAAUACCCCGAGAAAGCACUUGGGAUCAGCUGUAUAUGAUGGAAAGCUAUAUGCGGUUGGCGGACGGGAUAAUAAAAGUGAGCUAAACUCUGCAGAAUGCUACGAUUCACAGACAAACGAGUGGAGAUUCAUUGUCGCGAUGCAGAGUCGACGAUCUGGGGUUGGCUUGGCUGUCGUGAACGAUCAACUUUUCGCAGUUGGCGGCUUUGAUGGAUGCUCAUAUAUGGAAACUGUUGAGGUCUACGAUCCGGAGCUGAAAGCUUGGCGUAAACAUAGUAAUAUGAAUUAUCGAAGAUUGGGUGGAGGAGUUGGUUCCAUCAAAAUCACGGGUAACACUGGGCAAAUUGUCGAGAAUCCGACGCUUCGCAUCGAGCGAAAGAAUAAAGGAAUCCAGGAUUAUGCUACAGACGAUGUUGUUGGC